CUCAAGUUUUCUCAGCGGCUCGAGAUGUCUCGUCGUCUAGGAACUGAAGCUGCAACGCCUGCAGCCAUGGCGGCCUAUUCUUCAGUUUCUGCAGGGGAAUCCUUGGUGAACCACGAGGAUGACGAUGAUGAGCCCAAGUCACAUUGGCUGAAAGUGCCCUUGUCAAAGACAUCUGCGCUCUCUGUCACCGAGAAUUUUGUGAAGAAGUCCAAUUGGUUUCGCUCCAAAAAACAGAAGCAGCUGCUUGAGCAAAUGGCUCAGCCGCAGCCCAUCACUGGGAACAUCUACAGGUAUAUGGCAGCGUUGGUGAAUGUUGCCACGGGUCAAGAUACAGUGCCCAGUUCCAAUCCCGACUCGAGUGCUGGCUGCUGCAGCACGUGCUGCGGCUGCUGCGAUUGCAAGAAGUGCUGCAGGAGCUCUUGGGCAAGAUUGACACCAGGGAGCAUCCUGACUGUCAUGAUGAUCCAGCUCCUUUCGCCGGUUUCAAUUUGCUAUUCCCACGUGAAGAGGCUGGACUGGGAGACCACCCACUUUGGUUUGGGCCAGGAGUCAGGCGUCGAGUUCUGGCUGGGUAGAUGCCUUGCCGCGCUUUUCCUCUUUGGCUUUGCCGGCUUCUUACGUGUACACCUCGGUGAGGAGAUCCAUGCAGAUCGCAAGAUGCGGCUGCUGAUCAUGAAGGAUGUGAGGCUCGGGCAGCUGAUGGGACGAGCUCGCCACUGGAUGACGGUUGGAAGGAUCAUGAACUUCAGCGUCAGCUUCUUCUGCCUCAUUGCGAUGUGGCUGGUUUUCCACGUGUCAAGUGAUCCGAAGGAUGUCGUCUAUGACUCAAUGGGCUUGGCCUUCAUCAUCAAGCUGGACAAUGUGGCCGGCGACAUGGGAGUCAUUGGGCCAGCUCAGUGGGAUGAAGACGUCCUGGGGAUCUACUGGACUCUGGUGAUGGGCUCCGCCGCUUCAGAGAAGCACGAGAAGGAGGAGAGAACGGAAGCCCAUGAGGUGAGCGCGACAAUCCGCAAUUUGCUGAUGACAAAAGCGGUUAAGAUCUACAACCAAAAGAUGAAGCACGAGGCCAAGCCGGAUGACAGGCGGCACAAGGAAGCUCGGCUUCCGGACAGAAGCUGGGAUGACAUGACUUGGUUCGUGCCUGACCCAGAAGAGGGGCAAGCCAACUUUAAUGAAGUCUUCCAUCAUCCAGCCGUCCAAGAAUACGUGCAGAGCGAGGAUUUCGUCAACUACCUCUAUUCAAAGCUUGGGAAUGAGCGUGCUAUAGCAGACCAGAUGGGGUUGGGUUUCAUCAGGCUCUUCCAGUAUGUCGGUCCGAUCACGUUCUUUUUCAUCCAGAUUCGGAGGAAAGCUUAAGUUUCACGCCACCAACGAAUGCAGAGAAGCAUGGGG
Messenger RNA from Effrenium voratum, 1392 nucleotides. Lineage: Eukaryota; Dinophyceae; Suessiales; Symbiodiniaceae. The record is from the annotation of a GenBank genome assembly.